Oppiella nova is the source of this 987-nucleotide messenger RNA. NCBI's taxonomy places the organism in Eukaryota, Metazoa, Arthropoda, Arachnida, Sarcoptiformes, Oppiidae. The record is from the annotation of a GenBank genome assembly.
UUGCAUAUUAAUAUCGUAUUUAUUGCCAAAAGAGUUGUGAAUUUGUUUUGUAAAGUGUUUUCAAUUAAUUGUCGAUUGAAUUGUAUUUAAAGCGCUUUUAAUGCUUUCGUAUUCAUAACACUUUCACCCAUUCAUCCAUAGGAUUACCAUUGAUUGACAUUUCACAGCAAUUAUUGCUAAAUAAUUAGUCAUUUAUAUCGUACUCAAGUUUGAAAUAUAAGGCGUGAACGGAAAGGGGUUAAGGAAUAGCGGACAGUCAUGGAUAUCACACAAUAUAACACACGUGUAAUACAGGAGCCGCGAGGCAUGAUUCGCGUCAUAACAUUGGUAUUCGCCAUCCUGGCCUUCGCCACCACUUCGGGCUUCGAUACGAUCACGUCGUUCACGACGUCGUGCACCAGAUUUAACAAGACUUCGGGCAUCACUUACUCGCCAUAUUUCAAGGAGAAGUUCUCGUUUUCGGUGGAAUACCCGUUCAAAUUCGAGGACCAGGUGUUGAAGCCGUAUAUGAACUGUCAGAACGAGACGGCCACCCGUGAGAAGCAGCCCUACCCCAUGGACUUCUCCAGUAGCGCACAGUUCUAUGUGGCGACCGGUGUCUUAAGCUUCCUGUACUCAACCGCCGCAUUAGUGCUCUACAUCUUCGGUAGCCAUCACUACGAGACCAAUCCCUUGCUGGCAGUCAUUGAUUUGGCGGCCACUGGCGUACUCACCAUAUUCUGGUUGGCGGGCGCCUCUGCCUGGGCUGCCGGCGUCAGUGAUGUCCGCUAUUACACGAGUCCAUCGUAUCUGUGGAGUCAUUUGGAGUUCUGUAAGUCCGCUAACACGGCCGAGACGGCUAACCCCAGAGGCGAAUGCUAUGAGAGUAACCCCGGGAAGUGGACGUCACUUAAUAUAUCACUCAUUUUUGGUUUCGCGAAUAUAUUCUUAUGGGCGGCCAGUAUGUGGUUUGUGUUCAAAGAGACUCAAUUCCAUCGCAAACAAAUG